Messenger RNA from Calypte anna (Anna's hummingbird), 7735 nucleotides. It is a transcript of the gene EMILIN2, whose product is annotated as elastin microfibril interfacer 2. The transcript is spliced from 8 exons. Gene Ontology annotation, molecular function: protein binding. The record is from RefSeq and is a predicted model, not a curated record. NCBI's taxonomy places the organism in Eukaryota, Metazoa, Chordata, Aves, Apodiformes, Trochilidae. Bases 106 to 3312 code for a protein of 1068 amino acids.
CUGGGAGCUGGCGAGGGCGGGCGGGACGGAGGGACGGACGGAGGGACAGACGGACAGAGGGAGCCCGUGGAAAGGCACCGGCCCUCCCCGCUCGCCCGUCGCUCCAUGAAGCUGUGCCCGGGGUUCGCGACGCCCUCGGGCUGGGCGCUGCCGCUCCUCCUCGCCCUGGGCGCCGGGCUCAGCCACGCCACUCCGCACCUGCGGUACACCCGGCCGGGCUCCCGCAGCAAGAAUUGGUGCGCCUACAUCGUGAACAAGAACGUGAGCUGCUCGGUGCUGGACGGAUCGGAGAGCUACAUCCAGGCCCAAUACAGAUGCGCCUCGAACCAGUUCCCCUGCCAGCCUACUCAGGUAUACCGAACAAGUUUCAGGCCUCGUUACACAGUUGCAUACAAGACAGUAACAGAGCUGGAAUGGAGAUGCUGUCCCGGGUACAAAGGGGAAGACUGCAGAGAAGGCCCAGCAGAAAAGCCGAACACUGCUCGUCGUCCCACAACACCAGCAAGAGCUGCAGUGAAGAAAGGCUUGGAUGCAGAACCAACAGAAGCGCCAGAACCUUCACCAUAUGAGAAAAAAAUGCAGUUUUUGGAGGAUGAAUUGUUUAGACUUACACGAUCGGUGCUUGAACUUCAGUCUUCUGUGGCAGGUGUGAAUGAAAACCUGAAGUUGACUGUCCAAGAAGAUGCAAGUAAGGUGCUGGUCACUUGGCUGAACAACCUUUACGACCGCCCAGAGCCUGACAGUGCUGUUGGUGGUGAAACAGACAGUAUUCAUCUGCCUGGACUCCACAGCAAUAAAGAUCAGAAAGACCCAUUUCUUGAUUUUGAAAUGGAAGAUUUAAAGUCUGAGCUAGCUGAGGUCAAAGAAGCCUUGAAGAUGAGGAAUGACAAACUGGAGGAACUGAAUGGAAAAGUAAAAGGCUACGAAGGACAACUAAAACAACUGCAGGAGGCAGCACGAGGGCCUACAAUAACAAUGCCCAGUGACAAUAUAUAUCAGGAAUAUAUAGACUCAAAAUUUGAGUCCCUCAGACAGGAAAUACUAGAUGGAUUUGAAAAGAAAAUGGCAGAUCUGAAGAACUCCUGUGAAUACAAACUACAGGAUAUCCAACAGCAGUGUGAUGACAAUGAAAAUAACUGUGUAGGAAUAAUUGAUGUUAUAAGAGGAAAAGAGAAUGAUUUGAGGAAAGAAAUAAAUAAUCUCCGGACUCAGAUUCCAUCAAACAAGUCUAGUUGUUGCAAGGACAGCGAGAGAAGUGACUUAGACCAAAAAUUAAAAGAUUUAGAUACGAAGAUUGACAGAGUUGCGGAAGCACACAGGAUCUUGAAUGUCAGAAUAGAUAAUGAAAUCAGUCGAUUGUCAACUCCAGAUCUAGAAGACAUGUUUGGUGAGAGGCUGGAGGAGCUGGAUGCCAGGAUGAAUGUUACAGAAAGAAAUGCUGAAGAGCAUUGUUUUUACGUUGAGGAAACUCUCCGCGGCACUAUAGCUACCGAGGUGGAUGAACUGAGAGAUUUGUUUGACCAAAAGCUACGGUCACUAGAAGAUAGGCUGGGUGGCACUAUUUUUGAGAUUGCUAAUACAACAGACCCACAUGGAAUGUUUAUUAAUCCCGAGCCCAUCUUGCCCAGUGACGCAGGGUUUGCCAAUGAGCAAUUUACAGCAGAGAUGAGUUUCCUGAAGAGCAAAGUACUGUCACUUGAACACCUCUGUGGGCAGAAAUGUCAGUCCACACCACCAGGUAGGGGGGACCUUCAGAAAGAGUUAGAAAAUUAUAACAGCAAACACAACCACUUGCUUUGGAAAAUGGAGAACAACUCAGCUCUCCUGCAGUCUCUAAAUAGCUCUCUUAAUGAGAAACUCAACUUAAUAAAGGGUAACCAACGUGACAUCCAGAAAAUGCAGAGGGAUGUACGGGUAUUCCGAUAUAGUCUAAAUAUCAUGGAUAAAGAUAUGAAAAAUCUUCAAGAUGGCUUGAAUAGCUGCAAAGAGCAGCUUCUGGGUGUCAACUCUACUUGCAGAAAAACACAACGAGGUGUCUUCCGAAAAAUUGAUCAAAUGCAGAGGACAUUUGCAAAUCAAACUGCUCAUCCCAGUGAUAAUUGCUGUGGUGAAGUGAAGGAGAGACUAGAGCAAUUGAAUGACAAUAUCCUGAAUGAUCUUGGCAAGUGCAAAGAAAAGACCCAGGGUAUCCAGGAGGGUGUUUCAGAUGUUGAGAGCAGGGUCUCUCAUGUUGAAAAAGUUUGUGGCAAGCUGGACUCUGUCUCAGGUAACUUGCAGAAGAUAAAAGAAGGUCUGAAUAAGCAUGUGAGCAGCUUAUGGAACUGUAUCCGUGAAAUAAAUGGAACUAUAGCAUCUCAUUCCACUGAUAUUUCUGGCCUCAAAAAUUCUGUACGACAGUUUAAUAGUCAGGUCUCCAAAAUCACCACAGACAUUGAAGGCAUGCUGAAAUCUCAGUCUGGCACAGGGCAAUCAGAAGUAGGACAGCAGCCAUUGCCACCACGACCACCUCUGCAGCCCCAACCUGGCAUCUCCCUGUUGCCAUCAAGGCCAAGGAUACAACCUCCACGACAGAGGAUCCCCCUCCAGCCACCACAGCCAAGACCUCUUCCACGUCCAGCACUUCCAGGGUCAGAAGUUAUGCCAUUCGUGCCUGGAACAACUGGGAUCAUCCUGGAGACUGGAGAGGCAGGGCCUCCAGGCACUGUUCUAAUGUCAGGCAGAGGGCGGCUUAGGAGUGCGGAUGGCCAGGCUGGUCAGAGUACCAUGCCCAUUGCUGAAGGGUAUGCUGGGGCACCAGGAUAUCCAAAGUUAUCUCCUCCUACAGCGGACUCACAAGGACCUGCUGCUGCUGCUGCAGCCUCUCUGGUGUCGUUUUCUGCUGGGCUCACACAGAAGCCUUUCUCCAGUGAUGUCGGUGUAGUUCACUUCAACAAAGUGCUCGUGAAUGAUGGGGAUUAUUAUAACCCAAAUACAGGCAUUUUCACAUCACCAUACGAAGGGCGCUACCUGAUCACUGCUGUCCUGGCCCCAGAGAGGGAUGAGUACGUAGAAGCAGUGCUGUCUGUCUCCAAUGCAAGUGUGGCUCAGCUCCACACAGCUGGGUACAGAAGGGAACUGUUGGAGUAUCACAAACCCUACUCGGGGAGACAGACCUGUGGUGGUCCUGGGACGUUCCACCUUGUUCUUCACCUCAAAGCAGGAGAUGAAGUGAACGUUGUCGUCACAGGAGGCAAACUGGCCUACACAGACUCUGAUGAAAUGUACUCUACGUUUAGUGGAGUUCUCCUUUAUCCUUCCAUUUCUCAUGUUUAGGUUUACCUUGAACAGGAGAAAAGGGUAAGAUAUUCAGAAGUUGUGUAAUAAAAUUCAAAGCUUUAAUAUAUUCAGUUUAUGUAUUUGAUUUCAGUGAUGGGUUUAUAGUCUAUGCUGAGACCUUUUUCCUCUCCCCUGUUUCCAGAGGUAGCUACAAAAGAUGUUUCUGUGGCUAAAUUAACUCCUUCCCAAGCCCUUGUUUACUGGUACAAGCAGAACAACAAAUGUGUUCUCAGUAGAUACUUCUCCACUCUGCUCAUGCUGCCCCCUGUAAAAUUGCCUUUGCAGUCUUCUCCUUAGUUUUUCAAAUUGUCCCUGCUGUAUCAAAGUUUACAUCCUUGCUGAAGUUUACAGAUGUAGUUGGCUCCUUUCAUCUCUUCAGGAAAGCAGGGCCAGUGACAUUAUAUGGACAGGGUUGAUGACUUCUUAUUCCUCGUGUUAUUUAAUUUAAUAUAUUGGGUGAAGUUCAUUCACAUAAACAAUUUGUUCAGUGCAAUUGCUGAACAAGGUGCAAAGCAAAACCAUACAGGUCUGCAAAAGUUUGGUUUUUAAAAUUUUUUUUUCUCUCCCUUUAAAAGAUGAGUGACUCAUUCCAGUCAAGUGGAAGCAGCUGUGCAGGGAGAAACUUAACCUGGCCUCAGCUUUCCACUGGGCAGAUGUGAGUGUGAGGUGCGGUUGCUACUGCUAAAAGAUGUAGAAGUUAUUUGCAAUUGAUACAGUAAAAAAAGACGAUCAGUUAAGCAUGAUGCUCUUGAGAUUAAAGCUUGCUGCCUGAAAUGAAUAAAACAGGUCAGAAAAAAAUCUGAAUUGUCUGUGCUUAGCUAGAAAAGUGGUAAUUUUGAAAAGUUUGGAAUAUUUUAUAAAGCUUGUUUCUGGUACUACUAUAGUAUUUGCAAUAAAAAGGAGGAUUUCUUCCUUGUUGCAUUGUAGAGGACAAAUCAGAUGAAAAAUUGCUUACCUAGGAAAUCAGCCUUAUUAGCUAAUACUGUCAAAUGCACAACCCAGCCAUCUGCACUGAGUCUUUGCUGUAACAGCCUCCUGCAUCAGUGCUUUUGAAUGAGGUUUAUUUUAACACUAAGCAUCUGUUUACAUGGAUGAAUCAACUUUCUUAGCUUAAACAGAUAAACACAUUUUGGGCAAAAAGUUUAUUUCUUCUGGCCACUUCUUGGUGACCAUAACAAAAGUGAUGGUUUGGCUCUUUAGAGUUAGCAUUUUGAUCUCUUUUGUGGCUGAAAAAAAAAUAAUAAUCCAGACAUGCUUUAUGAGAGCAGGACUGUUCAUUUGUCACCUAUGUAUUUGUAUAUAAACUGGUAUUUUUUAUAGUCUAUUCAUGCUGCAUAGAGUUAUAUUUAUCAUAGUGGUUUGUGUAGUAUAUUUUUCUUCUUACAAAUGCAGAACAGCUGUUCAUAGCCUCAGAACAAACAAUUCUUUUAGGUGAAAGAAGAACUCCUCGUGAUGUAAGCAGCACAGUAUGUUUAAGCUGAAGCCCUUCCCAUCUCAAGAGGUCAGACCAAGACUUAUGCCUUUGUUGCUUGGUUUUGGAAUAGAUACUCCCUAAUAGCUCCGUUUCCAGGCGAUGAGAUGGGGCCUUCCCACAACAAACGAUCACAUCCUGGAAGUUGAGCUGUUUUUGAGAAAACCAGGUGGAAAAGCUUUCUCUCCACAGAGGAACUCUGAGUCAGUCCCUGUGCAGCUAGCAUUGCACUGGGGGAGUUGUGAGCACAGAAAGGAAAUUUUAAGUGGAGUUUUAAAGCACUUGGUUCAGGAAGAUCUCUUGGCACCUGGUUUUCUGAAAUGAAAGUGUUACUGAUAAGGAUAAGCUAGGACUGGAUGUAUGUUGUGGCAGGGAAGCUGUAAGAACAGCUGUUAGUAGCAAAAGAUGUACAGUGAAGUUGUAAUUCACAGCUUGAGGGAGCUGCCCUCAUCUCAUUUUUUAUCAAAAGCCAAUUACAUCAACCACUUUUAUUUUUUUAAACAUAAUUUCUUGUUAUGUAUGAAAACCGAAGAGGCACUUUUCCUUUUAGGAAAUUUUUCACUCUCCUCAAGCAAUCUGUGUUUUCUAAGAAGUUGGCUCCAGACUAUGCGUGACUCAAGUAUUGUUAGAUUAUUGUUGCCUGUUCUAAAAAUGACUCAUGGAAACAAACAAAAUGAGCUGAGUGCUUAAGGAGACCUAGCUGGCAAACACAAUUUAUUUUUUUUUUUCUUUUUCUUUUUUUUCUUUUCCAUUUUUUUUCUUUUUUUUUCCCCCCUCCUGUGCGACAUUAUUAGAAUCAGCAGUGCAAGGUUAGUGCUAAAGUUUUAUCAUCCAAUUCUUACCUAACUGCUCCUGUAGAUUUCUAGAUCCAACCCAAAAAUCUUUACAAGCUCAGUUCUGCACAUGGAACAGGGCUGUCUUCUACCAGAAAGUUUCUCCUUGUACCCAGGAUUUGCUGCUGCUGCAGUGCUGAGAUUGUUGGAGCUUUUCAAUGCAACAUAACUGGCAUUUGUACACAGUUCUAAAGCGUUGCCUAAACUGUGUCACAGCAGGCCCCAGACUUCGCAGUGUUUUUUGAGGACACCUUUUAGGAACAGUUUCACAUCCCCUGUCUGUAGCAGUGCAGUGGCUAAAGCUAUAUAACCUUUGACAAGGAAUCUGUCUUGGAUUCCUGCCUCUGUUGAGGGAUACUUGAACCUUAAUUGCCACUUCUUUGGUAAUUGGUGUAAUCAGGGUAGGUCAGUGCCUCCUGAUGCGGUUAUUUUCCUGGAGUUUACAAGGUGGGAGAUCACAACACUGUAGCACCUGAAUAGCAAAGAGAGGGGAGAACCCACAUUCCAGCUCUGCUCCAGUUAAGUGCUUGGAUAAAACAUUCUUUAAAGCAGCAGCUGAAAGAGACUCAAGCACAGACACGUUCACAGGCCUGGUCAAUUUCAAAGGAAGGAGCAAGAGCCCUGCUCCAGGGUACCCUGAACCCACUGACAGCAUUUGGAAACAUCUUUGGGGAGAAUCAGGAACAGAGUAAGGAAAUACCUGGACUGAAUGAACACCCUGCAGUGUGGGUUUAUGAUUUGAAUACCAUGUCCAAGAGCACCCACCAGCCCAAAUAGGAAGCAUCUGAUAACCAAGAAUACCUUAUAAAAAACAACCUGGUAAGUGGAAGCUCUGAGGCAGGUACAUUGCCUGUUUCAUAAAUCACUGUGCUGCCUUUCGGAUCAGCUCUGCAGGCAGCUUUGUAAUGCAGUGUAUUAAGACUGUGAGAUUCUCAGGAGAAACAGUAGCUGUUGUGCCGGGUGCUCCCAUUUCACAUCAAAACAGGAAGAAAAUCAAACCACACCAGCUGAAGCAGUACAGACCCUUGUGUCUGACAGCCCCUUAGCCAGGCACAAGGUCAGGUGGUUUCUCAGGGACUGCCCAAAUCUCAAAAGCCACCACAUCCCCCAAGGCAGUAUCACUGGUGAGAUAGGUAAAUUCCCAGUGCCAGGUCAAGAGGCCAGCAUGCCCACAGAGACAUGGGAAGGGUAUCCUACAGCAUAUAACUGGGAAGGGCCUCAAAGUGAGAUGUAUCAGUCAUAUCCCAGGAAAAGCUUGGAGCAAAGCAGGAAUGCCAACUUUCACCACAAAACCUGUGAAAAACUACCUCGUUAUUAUAAUUUGCUGUUAAGACUUUUGAGAUAGCUGAGACAUUUCUGUACUGACUGCUCCAAGCAAUUGGUGUUUUCUGUGGUAUUCCACCAUAUUCAGUGUACCCCAGGUUACUUAUUGCAGCAGCUUUGUGCAGUCUUGCUGAAAGAUUCUAUUCAGCUUGAUGAAGCCAAGCAGACAUACAAGAAAAAAUACAAAUAGUCAAGUAAAGACACCAAACUCUAAGUGGAAGGCAUAGGAAGGCAACCGAACACAAAAUGUCCCUCACCAUCCUGUGCAGCUUUAAAAUGGGCUUGGAAUGCAAGGUAAAGGGCUCCCCAACUGCAACCAGGAGAUUCCAGUCAGGAUUGAAUUAUUUCCUGAGGCUACACUGUGCAUUUGGAGGUGAGUUUUAUCUGCCAAGUCCUUUGGUUACGGCACAGUAGUGGAUCUAUUUCACCAAAACCACAAAUGUAUUUAGAGCCUUAGCUUGGAGACAGGAGGAACAUGCACCACAUGGAGACUCCAUCAGCAGGGAUGGAGCUUUGGCUGCCAGUUGCUCCCAGAUAAUGGCACAGAGAUCAAAUUAUCAAGUUACCAGGAACACCUGAGGGCUGUGUCCUGUCAUCACAAGACAGACUUGCACUUGAGCCAGCACCACCCCUCCUGCAAGGUACUCUGCAGACUUAAAAAAAGAUACUGAAGACCAGCUCUGCCAAUUCUUUGUAUCUAGACUUCAAAGAACAUCUUGUAACGUGUUACAACAUAACUAGGUUUUGGCAUUUAUCCAUUUUGCUAUCUUGAUUUUGAAAAUAAUAAUAAUAA